Molecule: messenger RNA, 856 nt
Organism: Cololabis saira (Pacific saury)
Lineage: Eukaryota; Metazoa; Chordata; Actinopteri; Beloniformes; Belonidae
Product: guanine nucleotide-binding protein G(I)/G(S)/G(O) subunit gamma-5
Exons: 3
Coding region: 103-309 (68 amino acids)
Biological process (GO): G protein-coupled receptor signaling pathway
Cellular component (GO): heterotrimeric G-protein complex
Molecular function (GO): G-protein beta-subunit binding
Source: RefSeq, a predicted model, not a curated record
ACACUCCUUUAAAGAAAACCGGAAACUAAUUUGUUGAGGAAGAAGUAGUUCGUGACCACCAACAUAUUCAUCACAAUACUGAACUCUUUCUAAAUCCCAACAAUGUCGGGAACGUCUAACAUUGUUGCGAUGAAGAAAAUUGUGCAACAGUUGCGCCUUGAAGCGGGCAUAAACAGAGUCAAGGUGUCCCAGGCGGCGGCCGACCUGCAGCAGUUCUGCCUGCAGCACGCCCAGCAGGACCCGCUGCUCACCGGCAUGUCGUCCAGCAACAACCCGUUCCGGCCGCAGAAGGUCUGCUCCUUCCUAUAGCAGCUCCGCGGGGGCUUUGGAGGUUCUGGUGAUGUGGUGAACUGGACUGUAGGUUCCUUCAUUGUGGACUGGAUUUAACUCAGGAGUGUUAGGGAAUUUGGGCCAAGCAUCUAACUUAAGCCUUUUUGUUGUUUUGCCUUUUUUUUAAAUCUACACAAAUAUUUCCAGGUGCUUAUCUAGCCCAAGGAAUGUCUUAACCUUCUUGGAUAGAACUAACUCCUAUGAACAUGUGUGCCUUUUUUGAAAUUUAUAUUUACAUGCUUGAUUAAAAAUAAAUGGUAUCCCCAUGUUUUAAACUUGUAGCUACAUGUGCUUUACAAACCUACUCUGAAAAUCCAUUUUGUAAGAAGGCAGCUGCACAGAACAGUCUGAAGGCAUUUGCCCAUUUUCAGACAGGCGACUACUGUUGCACUUUUACUCAUAGCUCGCUUUUAUAUGGUUUAACAGAGCAGAUGCAGCAAGUGUCUGUUUGUAAUAUGUAAAAGAAAACGGGCUUUGUGAAGUCUGUUAAAGAGAUGAAACUUAAAUAAAAAGUCUUUAACCUGAA